This is a messenger RNA of Perca fluviatilis (European perch), 704 nucleotides long. It is a transcript of the gene polr1d, whose product is annotated as RNA polymerase I and III subunit D. The record is from RefSeq and is a predicted model, not a curated record. Lineage: Eukaryota; Metazoa; Chordata; Actinopteri; Perciformes; Percidae. Gene Ontology annotation, cellular component: RNA polymerase III complex; RNA polymerase I complex. Gene Ontology annotation, biological process: DNA-templated transcription. Gene Ontology annotation, molecular function: DNA binding; protein dimerization activity; DNA-directed RNA polymerase activity. Bases 92 to 436 code for a protein of 114 amino acids. The transcript has 5 exons.
AAGGCCCUACCCUACGUCUUGCCUAUCAGACAGCAGAGAGGGCUAACGCUCCACGACAUCUGUAUUGACGUAGAGAGUUGGAAUGUGAAGCAUGGCUGUGGAAGGCGAAAAGAAACCAGUCCUGGAGAUGGUCCAGGCUGAUGGGGCUGACGAGGGCUGUGUGACGUUUGUGCUGCACGAUGAAGACCAUACGCUGGGCAACUCCCUCCGAUAUAUGAUCAUGAAGACUGUGGAUGUGGAUUUUUGUGGCUACACCAUCACCCAUCCGUCUGAGAGCAAGAUCAACUUUCGCAUUCAGACACGAGGGGGGAUUCCAGCAACCGAGCCGCUGCGGAGAGGCCUGAAUGACCUCACUGAUGUCUGUCAACAUGUUCUCAACACCUUUCAAGCGAGAGUUAAUGAGUUCAAAGAGAGGCAGGAGCAGCCCAUGGAGUGAAGAGCAUUGCAUAUGUGUGACUAUGAAGCUGUCACACAGUUUCUACAGACCUAUGUCCCUUUUUAUAUAUCUAUAAGGUAGUAUGAAAAGUUCUCCUCAAAAUAGUUUGAUCUUGUCAUAUUUAAACAUUUGUACAGUUUUCAUUUUUUGUAUUAUGUUGGGAUUGAUGCAUGAUGUGUCAUUGUGUAUCAUUCCUGUGUUCAUCAGUCCUGGAUUUUUGGAAUGAUUAGUGUAAUAAAUGUAAGACAUUAAACUUAGUCAACAAAGA